AUGACUGGCGGAGGGUGGAAGGCAUUGCUGAUGAUCAUAAGCUCGAAGAUCGAGGACUGGAUCCAACGUCGCCAGAGCCCAAUAAGUGUCCAUCAGUCUGCCUCCACAGCACCCAGCUCAGUAGCUGUGGCGGCAACAGCACCUUCAGUCGCAGUAUCAACAGGAGGUGAAGCUUUGGGCACUACUACAACCACCACCACCACCACACAAUCCAUAAAAGCAACUGCAUCUCUUGCCGGUAAUCUCAUCGCUUCACCUGCCAACGAAUCCACGAAUCGACGAACAACCCUGGUACUACCAAUGACUCGACGACGUCUAUUUCGAAGCAGCAGUCUCUCCGUUAACCGUGGGAAAUGA
Echinococcus granulosus is the source of this 357-nucleotide messenger RNA. RefSeq lists its product as hypothetical. Lineage: Eukaryota; Metazoa; Platyhelminthes; Cestoda; Cyclophyllidea; Taeniidae. The record is from RefSeq and is a predicted model, not a curated record. The transcript has 2 exons. The coding region runs from base 1 to 357 and encodes 118 amino acids.